AUGCCUAAGGGUGUGAAACGAGUGCUGAAACUUUUGCAGGGCGUGGCACUUGGCAAAGGUUGGCUGGCGGUUGCUUGUGCUCCAGGCCUCUUGAGGCUCUUCACUACAGCCGGCGUCCAGCUUUCUGUGUGGUGCUUGCCAGGGCGUCACGUGGCGGCAGUGGGCAACGACCAGCAGCUCGCUCUCUUUCACCAAGCCGCGCUGGCAGGUCCUGAUGGGCGCCAAUCCAUCGCUGUGCAGCGGUACGUGGCGCUGUCAAGAGCUGCGGCGCCUGGUGCAUUGUUGGGGCCACCUCUGACACUCUGGAUACGGCCAGGCUCCACCAUGAUCUGGGCAGGGUUCAGCGAUCAGGGGCGUCUCUGCUGGGCAGACUCGCUAGGACGGAUGCAUAUGUUGGUGCUCGGGAAUGUCUGGGAGGUGAUCUGUGAUUUGGCGAUGCCUCAGGAAUCGUUCAUCGUUGGGGUCCUCGAAGCCUCUCAGGAAAUUUGCGUCGUGCCAUGCAGCAGUGAAGUGCCGUAUCCUGAUCCUGGGCGUCCGAUUGCUUUUUCUCUCGUGCCUUUCCGCCUGCCGUUCCUGCUCGAGCCGAGAUCGGAGUAUGAGAGUCAACAUGUGAUCACCUGCCGUCAAAUAGAGGCCCUUCUUCGUGAACCUUGUGAUGGCAAGCAUACCUGCCGCGCAAAGCGAUACUUCGAAUCUGCCUGCCACACAAGAGACACAUUGCUGCUGAAACAGUUCAAGUUUGCUUUGGAACACCGCAUACUGAAGAUGACAGCAGAGCUGGCGAGCCAGAUGUGCACACCAUCACUGGUCGCCAAAGCUUCUGUCAUCGCGAGACAACAUGGGCGGGACGACCUGGCGGAUUGGCUGAACAGACUCCCGACAACACAUGAUGCAGAACGCUUGAGGUGCCGCUGCCCUCCUCAUGUGGUCAUCAGACCACUGACUUUUUCGGAAAUGACAUUUCGUCUAGCUUGCAGAAAGGAAUUGGAAAAACAAGCGGCCGUGGCUUCUACAGAAACAAAACAAGUGGCUGUGGCUCAAACAACAACAAAACAUGCGGCCUUGACUCCAAUAACUGCGAAUCCAUUCACGGUGGUCCCUAAGAAGCGCCGCAUCGAGCAGAGUAUGCAUCCUCGAGCAGCUCCCGGCACCAAACAGGCCAGGACAAAGCAGCUCACCCUCCCCCAGAUGAUGCGCAAGCUGCCUUGAGAUUAUUUACACAGGCUUAGUGUAAUAGUGCGAAGAAAACGCUGAUGUGCAUUAUCCUAAACGACCAAUAAAGUUUACUGUACGUAUGGUAUUUUUUAGUUUCAGCGUUAUUGUGUUAACGUGGGUUACAUGACGCGUGUGAAAGGGCGGCAAUUUCGCAUCGGAUGAUUGUGUUAUAGGUAUGUGGCUGAGCUUGCCUUUAAGUGCUUUUGAGGGCUAAUCGUUAGGAAUAACUUGGAGAAAUUUUCAAGAUCGCUUUCCUUUUUAAAUCUUCUUGGGCGUAGCAAGAUCAUCGGUGUGAAAUUUUUCUUUGUGGUGCGUGGUUUGCAGUUCUUUACUUUAAUUAUUCGUAAAAAAAAUGUACCAAAGUUGCUGCCUGCUGAGAAUAAAACAAGCAUUUCCAGCUUU
Rhipicephalus microplus (southern cattle tick) is the source of this 1617-nucleotide messenger RNA. RefSeq names its product WD repeat and HMG-box DNA-binding protein 1. Gene Ontology annotation, molecular function: chromatin binding. Lineage: Eukaryota; Metazoa; Arthropoda; Arachnida; Ixodida; Ixodidae. Gene Ontology annotation, cellular component: nuclear replication fork. Gene Ontology annotation, biological process: DNA repair; mitotic cell cycle; DNA-templated DNA replication. The record is from RefSeq and is a predicted model, not a curated record.